AGUCGCCACCGGAGACUGGACGGAGCCUCCUUGGUGGUGCUCGAGCGCUUCCCGGCACUGACAGCCGGGGCAGGAGGGGCGGGGAGCCGGCCCUACCCUCACUAUUUGUACUGGCGCUUGCGGGCUCAGUGCGGAGCAGCUUCUGGACGCGCAGCACCUCGAGCAGCCGGCAUCGCUGAGCAUGCAGCGGCGAAGCGCAGCCCGGCUCGGCCCCCUUCUGCUCCUGCUCCUGCUGCCUCUGGCGUGGGGUGAGGGCCCCUCGCCGCCCCGGGCAGACGGAGAGCUGCAAGUCUCCAACCGCCUGGCCGGGCAGGCGGCCCGGGUGGCGCUGCACUAUCUCAACUACCGCCUGGGGUCGCCCAGCGCGCUGCGGGCGCUGGGACAGGUCCGGAAAGCCACGCUCAAGACUAUCCCAGGAAUUGGACAUAAGUACUACCUGCAGUUCACUACAGAAGACUACAAAAGCAGCCAAAACGUUGGGACUUGCCUUGCUACAGUGUUCUACCUGAAGAGGAAACCUCGACCUGCCGUUAAUAUAAACUGCACAUAUACCAAAGAUCAGAAGCAAACCCGAGAAGAUGACUACAGCUUUUACAAAAAAAUGAGGCAACAAACCAAACCACUCAUUGGAAAUGAUAUUCCCGACAGCUAUGGAAAUAUUGAACCAGCCUUGGAGCCAGCGUGGGCUUUGGCAGUUGCUGGCAGCAGCUACCUAAUGUGGGAAAAGUCAACAGAGAACUUAGGCUAUUUCAUGGCACAAGUCAAGAAUGUGAAGCAAUGGAUAACUAAAGAUGAUUCGAUUGACUUUGACUACUCGGUUGUACUACAUGAAAUUCCAACACAGGAAAUGAUUUCAUGCCACCUCCGUGUCAUUUGGACUCCUGGUCAUCCCCUGAAAGUGAAGUACUUCUGCUCGUCAGAGAAUCAAUGGUCAGAAUCUGGAGAAGGGUCUGGAACAGAAUCUGGGUCUACUAAUGGAAUUUUCAAUGAGAAAGCAGCAAAUAUUUAAAAAGAUUAAUGUUGGCUUUUAUAUAAAGAUUUGAAAUGGAAAAAAAUAUUGCAUUAAUAGUUCCAAUCAGUAUUGUGAUAACUCUUCUACACAAACUGUAUUGCAAUGAAUUCGAAGCCUUUUAACUAGUCAACCUUCACCAAAAAUAAAUCUCUGUAGAAUUUUUUAAAUGAAAGAAAUCACACAUUAUAUCUAUCUACCUAAAAAUGUUCUUAUAAAAUAAAUAUAUAUACACACACACCCCUGAUUUUAUUUCACUAAGUUAGUUGUAACUCAGAAUGUGAACAAAGUUAAUAUAUUUGGAUGAAAGUCUUGAGAAAAGUGUUAAUUUUCCAUCUCCAUAAGAAAAAUAUUUGUCUACUAAUUUUUUAAAUUUUUGAACAGAAAUAUGAUGUUAGCUUUUAACUUAUAUCUACAGUAAAAUAAAUACCAUUACAUUUGGA
This is a messenger RNA of Caretta caretta (loggerhead turtle), 1452 nucleotides long. It is a transcript of the gene RARRES1, whose product is annotated as retinoic acid receptor responder 1. The record is from RefSeq and is a predicted model, not a curated record. NCBI's taxonomy places the organism in Eukaryota, Metazoa, Chordata, Testudines, Cheloniidae. Gene Ontology annotation, molecular function: metalloendopeptidase inhibitor activity.